CAAAGCAGCAGCACUGCGUCAUAUUUUUCUCAAACCAGUCGCGAAGUCACGGCGAGUACGAAGGCCACAAACAAUAAUUUGUAAUUAAACUAAAAUGAUGAAACAAAUUUAACAUACCAUACGAAAUACAUUCUAUUCAUCUGUUAAUGGAUUUUAUUUACAUCACAGUAUCAAGAUGAAUCAUUCACGGCGAACAAAACGCGGAAUACUCCAAAUUGGAAACAAAAACAUCUUCAUCUACGAGGGCAUAAAUAUUGUUGGGCGAAGCAUGCAAGCAGUAGUAAUUUUAAGGGACCUAGUCGCAAGUCAACAACAUGCUAUCUUUACUAUUAUCAAUGAUGCCCAUUAUAUCUCUGAUGUUAACUCCACAAAUGGCACUAAACUUAAUGGUACCAACCUAUCACCAUUUCAAAUGUAUCUGCUGGAAGAAGGCAGUGAAAUUGAAUUCACUCCACAAUUUAUUGGAAAGUACAAGAAGAUACAUGAUAAAAAUUCAUCACAAAUAUAUACUCCACAAUAUGAAUCUCAAAAUACACAGACAGAGGAAGGUUUUUAUGAAGCCAGCACACAAGUGGAAAUGGUUGACAAGACAAAAGCUAUGUUCAAUGAUGACAUGGAUGAUGAUUUAUCAAAGAUGGUCAUUGAUACACAAAUGAUUAAUGAUUCCAUGAUUGGGAAGAAUAAACCUGCAGCUCCAGAGGAAAGUAUACAUGAAGCUGAAACCCAGUUGAUGGUAAAUGUUCCAAGUAUUAAUGAGGCACCAACACAAUUGGUCACUAAGAGAUGUUCUGUUGUAAGUGCAUUUGUGGAUUCUCAAUUUUUUGCUGGAAAUACUCAACAUGUUGAAAUUGCAAUGGAACCAUCUGGUGAUAAGUUAGAUUUGAAUGGUGAUGCCCCAAAUUCUAUUGAUGAGGAAUCCAGAAAUAUUCCUACUAAUGAAAUAGGUCCUGAAACAUCAACUACUCAGCCACUACCUUUGACUAAUGUUUUGGAAAAUGAAAUAACAGAAGAAAUUGUAAAAGCAGUCCCACAAUCAAGUCAAUUAGCUACAGAUCUUACUGAAGAGGAGUCUUGUUCAAAUGAACCUGGGGAAUGUUCAGAGAAAUUAAGAAAAAUUAAUGAAAGUAUAUCUGCACAAUCUGAUAAAGCUGAUUCUCAAGCCCAAACACAAAAUUCUACCGAAAACAGUUUAAAUUUAAAAUUGUCACUAACACAAGAUAAAGAUAAUGAUAAUGGGAAUAAUAGUAAUGUUUCUGUAGGUUUAAAGUCAGGUAUGACUCAGUCUACUUUAGAGUUGCUCAAUGAAUUUGCUAAAUCAAGAAAGGAAAAAAGUAUAACUGGAGCAAAUUCUGAUGAAGAAGUGCUUGAGGAAUCGGAGAUUUUACCUAAUGAUGGAUAUGGCAGUGAUGAAUCUAUUGAUUUCUUAGCAGGAAUGGGUAAUUCUACUUUAGAAACUAUUAACGCAUAUGCUAGAAUACUAAAUGAAAGAAACAAAAUCGAAAAUUCUGAAAAAGAAGCAAUUGCGGAAUCAGCUAAGAUUUUACCCGAAUCUGAUGAUGAAGGCAUUGUUAAACAGAAAGUUAGGUCUAGCGUGCGGAGAAGUCGAUUCAUCAUCAGUGAUUCUGAAGACAGUGCUGGAGAGGAAGUAGAAACUAAGAUCACAGAACCUAAAACUAUAGAGAAUUCUGUGCUAUCAGAUUGUGAGGAUUCAUUUGUAGCAAGAAAAUCGAUUGGUAACGCAAGUCUUGAUUACAUACCAGCCACGCAGGAUGCUUCAUUUUCACGGACUAGUGAUGUUGCUUUCAAGUUAGGAUUAAGUCGUGUUCAGGAAUUAUGUGAAUCCGGUGAUAUUUCUGCUUUGCAAAUAAGUACAACAGAAAAAGAUGAAUCAGUUAUAAACGACAGCGUUGUAGGAGAAAAGGUUAAUAUGCCAAAUGAAUCUCUGCAUGAUACACCCAGGAAAUCAUUUGAUAAUGAAUCUCAAGAAUUUGUUGUACAAAAGGCCAAUUCUAAUGUUGUUCGCGAUACAGAAUCAACUGACUUUCUUGUCCCAACUCAACCAAUUUGUAAACGAACUCGAUCGUCAGUUGGCUUAAAUUCGUCCGAUUUAAUACCUGCCACUCAAGAUGUGUGCGAUGAUGUUGAUUUUGACGCUCCUACACAGCCUAUACUUAAAACUAAGCCAGGUGUGGUUCAAAAUGGUAUGGUUGAUGAAGAUGUAGAUUUUUCGGCACCUACUCAACCAAUUAUUGCUUCUGAAUGUAAUGCGUUGACUUUUGAUAUCGAGAGUGAAGUAUUUUGCAUGCCUACUCAACCCGUUGCGGAAUUUGCAAAGUCAAAAAAAGGAUCACGCAAUUCGUGUAAUACUAGCAAACUUACUCAGUCAGAGAAUUUUGAUUUUGAUGCACCUACUCAGAAAUUGUGUGAUAACGUUUUCGACGCUGCGACACAGAAGUUAAAAAUGUGUGAUAACGUUUCUAACGCCGAAACGCAGAAGUUGAAUGAUGUUGAUUUUGAUGCCCCCACACAACAAUUAGAAGCUCAAGCACUUUGUACAGAACAAGAAAAAGAUGAUAUUGAUUUUGAGGCCCCAACGCAGCCUAUCAUACAACCAGCUAAAGUGGUUCCAGUGCCACACAUAGAAGAAGAAACUGAUUUUGAAUCUCCCACUCAACCGAUAAUGCGCAAUGAUAAUGAUUGUGCUAUUAAUGAACCCCAUCAAGUUAUGAAAAGAGUUCAAGAAAUUGAAAGUCAACUGGAAGUCUUGUUUGAAACGCAAAAUGUUACGCUAUCGACCGCAGAUAGCUCAAGACCAACAAAUCCUUUAGCAAGUUUAAUAGAAACAUGUUCCACUCAAGAUGUUAUCAGUAGUUUAACUGGAGGAGGAACAAAACGCUCAAGUGAUGAAUUUGACGUUAAUGGCCAAUCAAAACGAGCUAAAACAACAGCAACUCCAAAAGCGAAAACAACAAGCAAACGGAAAAGUAUUGAUACACCUGAAUUAGAUAAUAGUCGAAAAUCUUCCAUCAAAGAUAUGGAUGUAACUAAUGCGAAUAAAAAUAAGUCGAUUUUAGACUUUUUCGGGAAAGCAAGUUCUACCAUGAUCGAAAAUUCCAUAAAUGGCAAGGUAUCUUCUAAGUUAUCUAUGAUUAAGAAGCAAAUUGCAACUGAUGUGCUAGAUUCGGUAUCUAAUGUUGAGGUUGAAUGUUUGGCAGACACAAUCCCAAUGGUAGCAAUGGAUAGCACUGAUAAUUUUAAGCACACCCAGGUAGUAGAAGAUCAGACAAUGACGGCGGAUAAAACAUUAGACAUUACUGCAGCGAGGAAAAAAAAGCGGAAGUUACUAGAUGAAGAAACUAUGUGCUCCAUGCCCACCCCGGAACCUGUUAAGACAAUCGAUCUUACGGACGACGACAAAAAUGAAAUGAAAUCGACGGAAACUCCAAAGGCAUGUAUUAAAAAAACAAAAACCACGGCGAAAACAAACACCACAAAAAGAAAUACGCGGCAAACUCGCGGUAGUGUCAGAUUCGAAGAAAGUUCUGAUGAUUCGGAUGAAGAGUGUAAAGUUGCUACAAAGAAAACAAGGGGUAGGCCCCCAAAAAACGUUCGUGCAAGUACCCGUGCUAAGAAGAGUGUUAAUUACAAGGAAAAUCACGAGAAAUCUAAAUCAACUCGUAGUCACCAGAAUAAUUCUUCAGAUAGUGAGAAGGAGGACAAACGAAUAAUUAUAACAGUUCCAGAGAAACAAAUUAAACUCGUGAUUACUGAUGAGGAAGACUUGAAGAAGAAAGAAAUUAAAUCUGAUAUUAAGAAAGUGAGUCGAUCUUCGAAAAUUAAAGAGGAAGUAACUAUGUCACCAGAGCGGAGCAAACGAGUUACGAAACCGAAGGUUAUUUUCACGAUGUUGGAUGAUCCAAAACUUAAGCAAAUUGUUCGGUCCCUAGGUGGUUCAAUUGUGGAGAAAAUUGCCCAAAGCACUGUUCUGGUUACGGAGAAAGUGCAACGUACGUUGAAACUAUUGUCUGCAAUUGGUAGAUCAAUACCAAUCUGCUCUCCAGAGUGGUUGAUGGAGUGUAAGAAAGCGCACGCUUUCCUAGAUCCGUGGGACUACCUAAUUAAAGAUCCUGAUGCUGAGAAAAUGUGGAAGUUCAAAAUUGGACAGACAUUGGAAAUGAGUAAGCGCUCCAAGAUAUUCGCGGGCAUUCAAUUUUUGUUAGUUACUACUUUAUCGGUGGAUGUAAUCAAAGGUGGAAUUGAGGCAAAUGGCGGCAAAGUGGUCACUCGCAAACCAGCAAACGACAAUUUUAUUGUUGUCGGUGAUGCUGCGCACCAAUCCAAGUAUGCAACCUACUUGAAAAGUAAAGUGAAGGUUGUAUCGGCAGAAGCGAUUCUUGUUGGGAUUUUAAGACAGGAAAUCGCGUUCGAUGAGUUCGCAUUGAGUUAAAUGGAUGGAUCUAUUUUAUAUUAUAACGUUAUUGUAUAUGUAUUUGUUAUAAAAAUAUCUUUGAUUAUAUUAAGGGUUGUGUGCCCAAAUUGGAACCUAA
Messenger RNA from Dalotia coriaria, 4547 nucleotides. RefSeq lists its product as uncharacterized. The record is from RefSeq and is a predicted model, not a curated record. The transcript has 3 exons. Bases 176 to 4447 code for a protein of 1423 amino acids. NCBI's taxonomy places the organism in Eukaryota, Metazoa, Arthropoda, Insecta, Coleoptera, Staphylinidae. Gene Ontology annotation, molecular function: protein binding.